AUGGUUGGCUUUGUGGAUCUCUUGGUCGGCGCCUGCCUUCUCCCGGCAGUCUAUGGCGCAAGUUCGACGCCUUCGCCAAGCGCCACCACUAGCUCCGCUUAUCACCAAUUCAGUCUCCCUGCCUCUGCUGACACGGGAGCGAACUUGAUCGCUAACAUCGAUGACCCCGAGGCUAUCAAUGCUCAAUCCGCCUGUCCUGGAUAUAAGGCGUCUAAUGUGCAAAAUACAACUAGCGGGGUCACGGCGACCUUGCAGCUGGCUGGUCAGGCUUGCAAUGCCUAUGGAACGGAUAUCGAGUCUCUGGACCUGACGGUCGAGUACCUUGCAAAAGAUCGCUUGAACAUUUUGAUAACCCCCAGUCAUGUUGAUGAUUCUAACGUCUCUUGGUACCACCUCGACGAGCAUGUUGUGCCUCGUCCCUUGGCAGACAAGAGGGGUGCCUCGGACGUCAACAACGAUCUCGAAUUCACAUGGUCUAAUGACCCUUCUUUCAGUUUCACGGUGAGCCGCAAAGACACUGGCGAUGUGCUCUUUGACACCGUUGGCUCUGUCUUGGUGUACCAAAACCAGUUUAUUGAAUUUGUCACUGCUCUUCCCGAUAACUAUAACCUGUAUGGUCUCGGAGAGCAUAUUCAGCAGCUGCGCCUUCUGCCAAAUGCCUCGCUGACCGUCUAUAACGCCGAUGCUGCGGACCCAAUCAAUAGUAACAUAUAUGGAACUCAUCCAUUCUACCUGGAUACACGUUACUACGAGACCGAUGAUCAAGGAAACAUGACUCCCGUUUCGAGUGAUGAUGCGGAUCCCACCAAGGACUAUGUCUCCUACUCGCACGGUGUUUUCCUGCGCAAUGCCCAUGGCCAGGAAAUUCUCACUGGAGCUCAGAACCUCACCUGGCGCACACUAGGUGGUAGCAUUGACCUGACCUUCUAUGCUGGUCCAACCCAGCCUGAGGUAACGAUGAACUACCAGAAAAGUACCAUUGGUCUGCCUGCUAUGCAGCAGUAUUUCACCUUUGGCUACCACCAGUGUCGCUGGGGUUACUCCAACUGGUCCAUGGUCGAGGAUGUCGUAGCAAACUUUGAAAAGUUCGAAAUUCCUCUCGAGAAUAUUUGGAACGACAUUGAUUACAUGAAGACUUGGCGUGACUUCGACAAUGAUCCCAUUCGUUUCUCUUACGGCGAGGGACGAGAAUUCCUGGAGAAGCUGCACAAGAGUGGCCGUCACUAUAUCCCUAUCGUCGACUCUGCUCUGUAUAUUCCUAACCCGCACAAUGCGUCUGAUGCCUAUGAUACCUAUACCCGUGGUGCGAAGGACGACGUCUUCAUCAAGAACCCCGAUGGAAGCACUUACAUCGGUGCUGUCUGGCCUGGAUACACCGUAUUUCCUGACUGGCACAACCCGAAAACUGGCGCCUUUUGGGCGAACGAGAUUGUCACUUGGCACGACAAGAUUCCCUUUGAUGGUAUCUGGAUUGAUAUGAGCGAAGUGUCAUCCUUCUGUGUCGGAAGCUGCGGGUCUCACAACCUUAGUCUCAACCCCAUCAUGGGCACCACUCUUCCUGGAACUCCUGGAAAUUUGGUUUUUGAAUACCCGGAAGGGUUCGAGAUUACCAACGCAACCGAGGCGGCUUCUGCUUCAGCGGCAUCGUCAAGCCAAGCUGCUGCUACUGCUGCCAGCUCGUCAUCCUCUCAGGAUUAUCUGCGCACGACUCCUACUCCUGGUGUGCGUGAUAUCAACCACCCUCCGUAUGUCAUCAACCACGUCCAGACUGGCCAUGACCUCGCUGUGCACGCCGUGUCUCCGAAUGCAACACAUUCGGAUGGGGUUCAAGAAUACGAUGUGCACAACCUCUUUGGCACCCAGAUCCUCAACGCCACUUAUCAUGGUCUGCUUGCUGUCACCCCUGAGAAGCGGCCAUUCAUAAUUGGACGCUCGACUUUUGCUGGCUCUGGAAAAUGGGCAGGCCACUGGGGCGGCGAUAACUACUCCAAGUGGGCGUACAUGUUCUUCUCCAUCCCCCAGGCUCUGUCUUUCUCCCUGUUUGGUGUACCUAUGUUCGGUGUCGACACUUGUGGCUUCAACGACAACACCGACGAGGAACUCUGCAACCGUUGGAUGCAGCUGUCUGCAUUCUUCCCCUUCUACCGAAACCACAACACCCUCGGCGCCAUCUCUCAAGAGCCGUACCAGUGGGAGUCUGUCAUCGAUUCCUCAAAGACCGCUAUGAAGAUCCGUUACGCUAUUCUGCCGUACAUAUACACUCUCUUCCACCUGGCACACACCACCGGAUCGACUGUCAUGCGCGCACUGGCUUGGGAAUUCCCGCAAGAUCCCUCACUCGCCGCAGUCGACACCCAGUUCCUCCUCGGUCCCUCGAUUAUGGUGGUUCCAGUCCUCGAGCCCCAGGUUGAUACUGUCAAGGGCGUCUUCCCAGGCGUGAAGCAGGGUGAAGUCUGGUAUGAUUGGUACACCCAGACUGCCGUCGAUGCCGAGCCCGGCGUGAAUACCACCAUCCCCGCUCCUUUGGGCCAUAUCCCCGUCUUUGUUCGUGGUGGAAGUGUCCUACCUAUGCAAGAACCUGCUCUCACCACCCGAGACGCCCGGAACACCCCGUGGUCCCUUCUUACCUCGCUCAGCGGCAAGGGUACUGCUUCUGGCCAGCUCUACCUCGACGACGGCGUGAGCGUCUCGCCUGACACUACUCUCGAUGUCGAGUUCCACGCAACCAACUCCAGCCUUAGUGCGAUGGCUUCUGGUAACUGGAAGGAGACCAAUCCGCUUUCGAAGGUUACUGUCUUGGGUGUGUCUCAGAAGCCUCACAGCGUGACUUUCAACGGCAAGGCUAUCCCCGCGUCGGCCGUGCAGUACAAUUCUACUUCGCACGUCUUGUCGGUGGGCGAUCUACAGAAUGCUACUUCUGAGGGAGCAUUUAGUAAAAACUGGGUUCUAAAGUGGUAA
Messenger RNA from Penicillium atrosanguineum, 2958 nucleotides. RefSeq names its product glycoside hydrolase family 31 protein. The transcript is spliced from 4 exons. NCBI's taxonomy places the organism in Eukaryota, Fungi, Ascomycota, Eurotiomycetes, Eurotiales, Aspergillaceae. Gene Ontology annotation, biological process: carbohydrate metabolic process. Gene Ontology annotation, molecular function: hydrolase activity, hydrolyzing O-glycosyl compounds; carbohydrate binding. Bases 1 to 2958 code for a protein of 985 amino acids. The record is from RefSeq and is a predicted model, not a curated record.